AUGUGCGCCAACGCGAGCACCGGCGUGCUGGAGCCUGCGCACCUCAGGGUCUCCGUGCGCAAGGAGCUUAAAGGCGGCAGGUCAUACCAGAAGCUGGGCUUCUGUGACGUGAACCUGGCGGAGUUGGCGGGCGCGGGCGAGACGACGCGGCGGUGCCUCCUGGAGGGCUACGACCCGCGCCGCCGACAAGACAACUCCGUGCUGCGGCUGCGCAUCAAAAUGAACAUGAUCUCGGGCGAUCCGCUAUUUAAAGUUCCGGAGCGCAAGCAGGAGGCCGUCGAGUGCAAGGCGGCGGGUGACAGCGGCUCAGAGACGGCGGGUACGACAGCACCCGACGACGACUGCGCAUCUUCCACCGCUAGCUCCGGGUUCGGUUCCCUUACCAAGAAGAAGAGUUAUAAUAACACUUUGGUUGGAGAAGGGAAUAUCGGUCAGUCUCUAACGUUGGUACCCUCGUGCGAGCUGUCGACCCCUGACGAUGAAGACUCCCCACUAGGCACCUCAGCGCCUGACCACCCAGGUCUAACGCUGGCAGGUGUUGGCGCGGCUACCGUGCCGGUGUCGUGCGCCUCGUGCAUGCAACAGCAGCAGCACACACACUCCAGGAACUCCUCCAACACCUCCGGGGACAUGAGCAGUAAGGCGUCCGGCUACGGCAGCUCGUCAGCAGCUUCAGCACAUUCACGACAAAGUUCCGAGGGGGAUUCAGCAGGGGACUCGUCACGACCGCAUCACAAUAGUGUACGCUUAGAGCGGACCACGACCACUACCACCACGCUAUACGUCCCCUCCCAGAACUGCAAGCACACGGGCCGCACUCUAGCCAAGCUCCUGCUCGAGAAGACCGUGGUGAGCGAGACGUCUGACGUCUUUCUGACCCCCAACAAUACCCUCACCGGACCCCCUGACGUUAUUCCACGACAUGCCAUCCAGUCGCCUUCCAUUGAGGAGUAUAAGACGCCGGACGGGACGCUCAUCACGGAGAACGCACACGACAAUUCUUUCGCUAUGCCAACAUACUUCGAUCAGAAGAAAAAGGUAGCCGCGACCAUCAUCAGCGCUGCCGUGGAACCCCUAACCAAUUUCCAAAUAUUCAAGCAGAAGUCACUAAACACCAUUCCCGCGUUACUCGAGAAGAAUAAGAAGAACGAGGAACUGUUCAAUAACUUUCCGUUCCUGACGCCCCUCGCCCACAGAAAGAACUCUCUAGUCUCCAAUGCGCACAGACUGUCGGGCUGCAUAGAAGACGAGUUCUACUGCGUACCGUCCGACCCCGAAGUGGACCUCGGCUCGUCGGAGUGCGUGGACAUCAGACAUCGGUUCAAGAGUCUGUCGAACCAGGCGCUCAACGAAGAGAAGAUUCUCACUUCCACGCCCAAGAACGAGUUCACCCAGGUGAUGUGCGGGGAGAAGCUAGGCCGGGGGCGGAGGCUGGACUCGGCCACCACGCUGCGCCACAGCUACACCGACCACGUGAGGAACCCUUCAUCCGGAUCUUUGACAGCGUCAGCAUCUGAGGGCGGGUCGCUGGAGAGGGCGCGAGCAGCGCACGAGCGCCGGAAACGAGCCGUGCUCCUCGCGCAACCUGCGCCUGCGCCGCCGCCUGACGACGCGCCGCACGUGGUGUCCAGUCGAGUGGGCAACACGCGCGUGAACCCGGACCACCUCAUCGACGAGCUGCUGGCCGCCACCGACCUCAAGCAGGCGGUCGAGGACUCCGCCGAGACGUCCGGCCUCCAGCUGUACAUAACGCGCGACGGCACCGCGGAGCUGGGCACGCGCCAGCGCCAGCAGCAGCUCGCGCGUCGCGACUACCAGCGCGUCGUGCUGCACCCGCACGACAACAGGUAG
This is a messenger RNA of Arctia plantaginis, 1851 nucleotides long. The record is from the annotation of a GenBank genome assembly. NCBI's taxonomy places the organism in Eukaryota, Metazoa, Arthropoda, Insecta, Lepidoptera, Erebidae.